AAGAGAUUUUUAAAUAAAUUCUGGAUACAAGUCCCUUGUCAGAUAUAUUAUUUGCAAAGCAUUUCUCCCAUCUUAUGGUCUCUUUUCUCACAUUCUUGAUGGUGUCCUUUGAAACACACAAGUUGUUAAUUUUGAAGUCUAACUUAUCUCUUUUUACCUUUGGUCUCUUAUUAAUUUGGUGUUUAUGUUAAACACUAUUGCUUAACCCAGAAUUAUAAUUAUUUACCUCUAGUUUCCUCCUAGGGAUUUUAGGGUUUUAGCUCUAACAUUUAGAUGUGUGAUGCAUUUUUCAGUUGGCUUGUGCAUGGUGUCAGGUAGGCAUCCAAAUUCAUUCUUUUGGAUAUGGAUAUCAAAUUGUUCCAACACUGUUCAUUGUAAACAGUAUUCUUUCUCCAUUGAAUUGUCAUAGUACCCUUACCAAAAUCAAUUGACCAUAAAUGUAGGGAAUUAUUUCUGUCUACUCAAUUAUAGUCCAUAGAUCUAUAUCUCUAGCCUUAUCAGAGUACCACACUGGUUUGAUUUCUAUAGCUUAAUUCUAAUAAGUUGUGAAAUUUGGAAGUGUUGGUCCUCCAUUUUGUUCUUCUUUUUAAAGAUUGUUUUGGCUAUUCUUGAUUUUUUGCAUUUUCAUGUAAAUUUUAGGAUCAGCUUGUCAAUGUCUGUGAAAAAGGUAGCAGGAAUUUUGAUAGGCAUUGCUAUCCUUUAAUACAGAUUUAAUUUAUAGAUUAAUUGGAGGAUUAAUCUAUAAAUUAGGUUAUAGAUUGUAUAGGUUAACACCUUAACAAUAUUAGGUGUUCUGAUCCAUGAACGUGGGAAGUCUUUCCAUUUAUUGGGACCUUCUUUAUUAUCUUUUUCAACAGUAUUUUGUUGUUUUCAGUGUACAAGUCUUACAUUUCUUUUGUUAAAAGUUUUUUUAAACCCAAAAUGUAAAUGAAGCUUAGUGAUGUCCAGGAACUAGUCUUGGUCAACCCUGCCUCCCUCCUACCUAGCUUAGUUUCUGGGUUAGUGUCUUGAAUUGUGGUUGGCAAUUUUUGUGCUUAUCAAAAUGAGUUCAAAAAAUAUCUUUCAGAGGGGCGUGGUGGCUCACGCCUGUAAUCCCAGCACUUUGGGGGGCCGAGGCAGGUGGAUCAUGAGGUCAAGAGAUCGAGACCAUCCUGGUCAACAUGGUGAAACCCUGUCUCUACUAAACACACAAAAAUUUAGCUGGGCAUGGUGGCGUGUGCCUGUAAUCCCAGCUACUCGGGAGGCUGAGGCAGGAGAAUUGCCUGAACCCAGGAGGCGGAGGUUGCGGUGAGCCGAGAUCGCGCCAUUGCACUCCAGUCUGGGUAACAAGAGCGAAACUCCGUCUCAAAAAAAAAAAAAAAAAAAAAAUCUUUUAUAUCUACAGAAAGUUGAAAGUAUCAUUUUCUCUUUAUUACAGCAUUCCAUUAAGAAAACAGAACAUGUGUUAACACCAUUUAAUAAGAAUGGUAACUUAUGGAUAAUCUAUUAAGGCCAAGAAGGUUAACAGACAUGGCCAAAGAUAUGCAGUCAAUGUCAAAUAUAAAAUUAGAGCACAAUUCAACAUUUCCCCCAGUGGUGCACUAAUUCUAAAAGCCUUUAAGCCAAGAAAGACUUGAGACAGAUAAGGGAAAAAAAAGGGGGGGUGGAACUAAGCUAUUUUUAUUGGCUCAUAUAAAAAUGUAUAUUGUCAUAUCAUCCACCAUUUUUAGGGCAAAAAAAGGGGUUUCAGUUAGGAAAUGUAUUUUUUUCUUGAACUUCUAAAUUAGCUAACUGUUUGAAAAGGAGACUUAAGAAUGAUCUCCAGGCCACGUAUCAAUGAUAUUGACAUGAAUAUACCAGAAUCUUGACUUAGUGAAAAUUAAGGUCAGACUCCCAAAGAUGAAGCUAAUGGUGUAGCCAACUUUCUUAACUCACUUUUCCACUUGUGCUUCAAAGGUAGGAAUCUCUUUAAUGGGUUAACACUCCUAGGAUGUGGUCUGUGCUUCAGGAUUUAGAUUGAACAUCUAGUUAGGCAGGUGCUUAAUAGAGAAACUCCUGAGGGGAUGAAACAGGUGUUAAAUUACCAUGAUUGAAAGGAGGGCAGGGUAUGGGUAUCUAGCAUUUACUGAGAACACUUACCACCAAGAAAGACAUUGUCAAAAUGAGGCAAUCUGGAUGAAGAGGAGGGUGCCAUACUGGCUAGAUAUUACUGCUUAUGCAGCUUUCAUUAACAGGGAGAAAUGAGGCCUGUUGAGAAUUUCUUGAUGAUGACAACAAGAGGUACAAGAAUAGAGGUGCUUAUUAUCAAGGGUAUCAGACAUUGUACCUACAGGAACUGCUGUGGUUGACUGAUACCUUUCAGGUCUGAACUGGGUAAAUGAUGAUGACUGCCUGGACUCAAAUGAAGAAAUUUCCAAUUAUAAAUGGUUAAAAAAGAAAUAACUGAAUGCUCCCAGAAGUGUUCCUUAAGGCAGCCAGGUUAAAACCUGUGGGAAACGUACGUGGAGGGGCUGAGGACUUCCAAAAUGGGAGCAAAACAAAAAAAUCUUUCAAAUGAGGUGUGAGUUGAACGGAUGUUAAUUACAUAUUUAUUUUCUUAUCAGUUGUCUGAGAGUCAAAGCAACGACUUCAUCAUUAAAUGAUGAAGGCCUUGAAAUAAACUCUUGGCACAUGUGGAGGUAACAUUUGUGGUUCCACUAUACGCAAAGCAUUCUAGAGGUCCAUUAAAUUUAAAUUUGUAAUUUUGCUGAGAUACAAGUUUGAUUUCUGAAUUUGAUGCGAGAGUUAUCAAGUUGAUUAGUUAGGAAGUCAUCUACCUAGUGAGUAGGAAGUAAUCUGAAACUAAUUUUUCUUUUUCUUCCUUUUUUUUUUUUUUUUUAACGGAGCUUUGCUCUGUCACCAGGCUGGAGUGCAGUGGAGCGAUCUCGGCUCACUGCAACCUCCGCUUCCAGGAUUCAAGCGAUUUCCCUGCCUCAGCCUCCCGAGUAACUGGGACUACGGCAUGCACCACCAUGCCCGGCUAAUUUUUUGUAUUUUAGUAGAGACAGGGUUUCACCAUGAUGGCCAGGGUGGUCUCAAUCUCCAGACUUUGUGACCUACCCCGCCCCCCGUCGGCCUCCCAAAGUGCUGGGAUUACCGGGGUGAGCCACCAUGCCCGGCCUUUCCCUUUGUUUUGAAUUUGCCAGCAGCUCUAGUAAAAAUUAGCUAGGAGGUAACAUGAAUAUUUACAGUUAAACAGUUCAAUUACUUGAGCUUUAUGUCACCUUAACACUGUCUCCCAUUAACAUUGAUAAUUCAGUGUAUUUGAAGGAAAUAGAGUGGUUUCACAAUUUUAUUUACAAAUUGCUGAGAGGUGGAAAAUAGUAGAAAGCAAGGCUUUUGUCAUGAAGCUGCAUUUCCAUAGUAGGUAUCCAAAUUUAAUUCAGGAGAAAAUUAAAUUUAAAUUGGAAGGGCUUAAUUUUUUUUAUCUUAGUUUCAAGUAGGCGCAUAGCUUCUUGAAAGGAAUUAGAUCAUGUUGUUAAGAAAAUUGAGACACAAUUUUGAGGAAUAAAUUACCUAGGCAUUUUUAUCAAAUAAUUAGUGAGUAAUGUUUGAUCAAUUCCAAGGUUGUGGCUUUUAAUUUUCAAGGUGGAAGCUAUCUUUCUGCAGUGGCUGUUUGAAUGCCACACAAUUUAGUGGAGGGUAUGCUGAGAAGUCUCUUUGGGAGGUCUUUGGAGGCUGUAAGAGUGACAAGACAAAUUUAAGUCCUUCUGAGGACUAAGAAUAUUUGAAGUUUCAGGAGAACAGACCCAGAAUUGUUCUCAUGGGAUUUAGCAAUAAAGGACUUGAUUUUGAAGAUCAGUUAACAAAAGUUGUGAAUUUGGACCCAUGGCAGGAUCUGAUAGUGACCCUGAAGCUGGAAGGAAUCUUGGAAUACAGCUUCUGCUCUUUGAUGGUUAUAAGCAGAGCAAGUACAGUACAUCAACAUUUAGUUCCUCCCUUUGGAGGCAUUUGGCUGUCUUUCAGUUUAGAAGCUGCAGAGGCAAGCAGAUACUAUAUUUUCCUUCUCCCUCAUCAGUCCUUACUCCCCACAGGAAAUUUAAAACAUAAAUUUGCAUUUUAUUUAUUUAUUUAUUUUUAAAUUUCUAUUUGUUUUUAGAUUCCAGGGUGCACGUGCAGAUUUGCUACAAGGGUAUAUUGCAUGGGGUUCAGAUUUGGGCUUCUAUUGAUACCAUGUUCACUCAGAUACUGAACAUGGUACCCAAUAGGCAGUUUUUCAGCCUUUGUCCCCCUCCUUCUCUCCUGUUGGAGUCUCCAGUGCUUGUUUCUCAUCUUUACGUCCAUGUGAACCCAAGAUUUUGUUCCCAGUUAUAAGUGAGAACAUGUGAUAUUUGGUUUUCUGUUUUCCCACAAACAUUUGAGGGAUAAACAAACUAAGAAAUGGUAAGCCUGCCUUCUGAUUUUGAAAUCAGUAACAACAAAGGAAGGAGUAAUUAAGAGAUGGAUCAAUAGCUGAAACAGAUCAGAGAGCAGAUUCAUCAGAGAUGGAUCAAUAGCUGAAACAGGAUGGAAUUUCUGUUUACCUUUGAAAAAUGUUCUAUAUUAAGACAAACAUUUUUUAAAAUUUAAACAUUUUUUUCUUCUUUAGGUUUUCGUUCUUUAUGCUGAAACGAGAUAACAGCCUGAGGAAAGAGUCAUGUUAUAUAUCAAUGGUGGCCACCCAUUCCCGGAUAUAUCCCUCCUGCUGUGUGUGCUCCUUCCACAGGUCUGUGAAAAGCAUGCUUUUCGUGAUUCUCUUACUGUGAUCUUUCAGGAAGGGGUAGAGCAAGAUUUAUUGGACAUAGCAGAUUUCAAGACAAUUUUAUCUAUUAUAACAUUUUGAAGUUUUAUACUAGACUGAAGCAUAUAAAAAAGCUGAGGCAAUCUUGAGAGAGAACUAUUAAAUUUUCUAAUCAACAACUAAAUAAAAGUGAGAAUGUGAAUUCUUCAUUAUGGUCACUAAGAGGGAGAGGGAAGAAGGAAAAGAAAGGAGAAAAAAGAAUAUGGGACAUCAAAAGACCAGAAGAGAUGAAAACCGAUCUUUCUUUUUCAGAAUGAAAAGAGGAAUAAGAAUUUGCUUAGCUAGGGAGAGAGACAGGCUAGAGAAUAAGAGAUGGGAGUGAGUAUUUAGUGGCAAAUGAGCUCACGUGAUACUCUGCUUUUCAACCAUGCUGGUAAACAUUACAUUCUUAUUUGAGCCCUCUUUAUGCUUUGGGGUAGGGUUUAGACUUCCUGACCUUCUGCAAAGAGUGGCAUGAUUAUCCUUACCCUCCCUGUAACCUACUAAAAAAUCGCUUGCAGUCCUUUUGGUUGACUUGUGUCCACGAGGAAAUACUCAUUGUCUUUUGAAAUGUAAGUCUUCAGUUAUAUCAAACAGUAUUCCUGACUAGAUGUGGAAAUACCCUUCCCACUCCUAUCUACUAAAGUCAAUGUUUAUAUUCUCCAAUUUUAGUAUUUAACACAUGUAUGAAGGCUUGUGCUAGGUGUUACAGAUUUACUUUCAACUUUAUAGCUAUGACAUUAUUUAAUUUACAUUUAAUGCACAGAUUACCAGAUUGACUUGCUUUUGGUUUCAAUAGAUAUUUAGAUGUCUAGAUUAUCUGGAUACAGCACCUCUUCAAUGUGACGAAUAAGACUGAUGCUUGCAAAGGAGGCUUCUCACUUGUCUUGCAUAUCACAGGUGUGGAAACUGAAGGCAAGAAGUUGCCAAGUUUAGACAAUUACUACUCACUCUGUCUCACGACAGCUGGAUCAGAAGUGGGCAACUGAAGGAGUCUGGAUCCAGGAGGAGUUCAAGUUGCUAGAAAGGGUGGUGACCAAGACUCCCUAUUCUUAGGGGUGGCAGUGAUUGCAGUGCUUCAAAAUUUAAAGGAGGUGUCAAAAUGGAGGGUAGGGAAAAGCCUUUCACCUUUGAGCAUAAACCAUGAAGUCAAAAGCUUCAGAGAAAAGGAAGAUGGGUUCUAUCUGGGCGCAGAGGUCAGUUGUACCCUACCUGACUGAGGAUAUCACCAAUAUUUCUCCAGGCAAGUCUUGGACAAGAAGGAAGGUGUGCUCUCAUGGCAAGACUGCAAGAGAGUUGCAUCCUUCCUGCAGGAAGUAAACUAUCCUUGCUGAGUCAUCCAGUGUCUCAGCAUGGACUUUUCCUGACAUUAUAAACCUGUUUCCAACAUAAAUUCUGCCAACAGACUCAUCUGUCUUCAGCAAUAGGCAUGAGCUCUGCCUUCCCCUUGGCAGUGGCGAAGUGAUAUGGAGCGGGGGCAGUGAGGUGGCGCUUUAUAGGACUGAGAACACCACGCUCAUUUAUACAUAAGAUUCCUACCCAUUGGAUCACUUGAGGAAAGGAGUUCAAGACCAGCCUGGCCAAUAUGAGUUCGGGCAGAGGACAAUACGCAAAGAUUGGGAGCUAGAAAGAAAACAACGUGCCUGCUUAUUCAAUGAUUAUAAUUACCAAUGUACCAGUUAUUGUCUGGGAGUACUCAGGCCAAUACCUGUCUUGUACCAAUGGGGUAAAACUCCUGAGAACUACCUUCCCAAGAUCCCCUUGACAGCUGGUUUCCAGGAGGAAGAGUAAGGGGAAUGGGUGGAAGUACUCAACAUGCAUGGGGAGAGCUGGAAACAUCUGCCUCUGAGCUGUGUUGGAAACCUGAGAAGCCUCAAAUAUGUGGAUGUUUUCUUGGCUUUGUGCUAUUUUAGUUAUUUUGGCUAUUGCUGGUAUGAACCCAAUAGCAAAGACCACACCAUAUACCAAAUUUACGAAGAAAUCUGAGGAAAGAGAGAUGCCAAAGGCUCUAAAGCCAUCCAGUGGCCCACCUCCCCAAGAAGAAGAAACCCUCUUCACAGAAAUGGCUGAAAUGGCAGAACCAAUCACCAAACCCUCAGCCUUGGAUUCUGUCUUUGGCACUGCCACUCCCUUUCCCUUUGAAAACUUCACUCUUGGCACAGCUGAUUUCUUUGUGAAUUGUUGUGAUUGUUGUUCACCUGUAUCCGGGCAGAAAGGAGAACCUGGAGAGACUGGAAAGCCAGGUCCUAAAGGAGAGGCUGGGAAUUUGGGGAUCCCGGGACCACCAGGAGUGGUUGGGCCCCAAGGCCCUAAAGGCUACAAAGGAGAGAAAGGGCUCAAAGGAGAACGUGGGGACCAAGGAAUUCCAGGAUACCCAGGAAAACCUGGAGCACAAGGUGAACUUGGCCCUAAGGGAGAUAAAGGAAACAUUGGUUUGGCAGGAGUGAAAGGACAAAAAGGCUCCAAGGGAGACACGUGUGGGAAUUGUACCAAAGGAGAAAAAGGAGACCAAGGGGAUGUGGGCUCACCAGGCCUGCACGGAGGGCCUGGCACCAAGGGAGAGAAGGGGGAGAUGGGGGAGAAAGGCUACUGUGGAGAUUCUGGGGAGAGAGGAGGAAAAGGACAGAAAGGUGAGGCAGGUAUAAAAGGAGAAAAAGGUAGCAAAGGGGACAGUGGAAUGGAAGGCAAAAGUGGUCACAGUGGUCGGCCUGGAACCAAAGGUGAUCCAGGGGUUAAAGGAGAAAAGGGAGAGUUAGGUCCUCCUGGUCUCCUGGGACCUACUGGGCCAAAGGGUGACACUGGCAGUAAAGGGGUCCGAGGCCCCAUUGGGAAGAAGGGCUCUCGGGGCUUCAAAGGCUCCAAGGGUGAGGUGGCUAGAGUGCCCCAGUCAGCUUUCAGCGCUGCUUUGUCAAAGCCUUUCCCUCCUCCAAACCUCCCCAUCAAAUUUGACAAGGUUCUCUAUAAUGAUCAAGGGAGUUAUAGUCCUGUCACUGGGAAGUUUAAUUGCUCUAUUCCUGGGACAUAUGUUUUUUCCUACCAUGUUACUGUGAGGGGCCGACCUGCUCAAAUCAGUCUGGUGGCCCAGAAUAAGAAGCAGUUCAAGUCCAGAGAAACUCUCUAUGGUCAGGAAAUUGACCAGGCAUCUCUCCUCAUUAUCUUGAAAUUAAGUGCAGGAGACCAAGUCUGGCUUGAAGUGUCAAAAGAUUGGAAUGGGGUGUAUGUCAGUGCUGAGGAUGACAGCAUUUUUACUGGGUUCCUUUUGUACCCAAAGGAAACUUCUGGAAUUUCACCAUAAGUUUGUGCCUUGAAUCCCGUAGUUUAGAUUUAGUGGAAUAAGUCAAUUAACAUAGACUAGUGCUAUUAAAAAAUAACUUACGAUUUUUUCAACACUAUAAAAAUAAUACAGACUUUUUUUUAAAUGUCACUUAGAGUCAAUUGUUAUUUCUAUUUUAAGGCACCUCCUUUAAAAAUAUUUAUAUGUAUUUCAGAACAUAUGUCUAUUAACUUUGUAGCUAGACUUUAAAAUUUAGUAUUAUAAUAUUAGCAUUAUUCAUGCCAUUUAAGUAUAUUUGUAUACAAAAUAUGAAUGAGAUUUAUAGUUAAUAAAUGUGUUCUUACUAAAUAUCUUCUAUAUCUCAUAUCUUCUAUAUGUCACUUCUUUUUGUGUAAAUUGCAUAGUAUGACAGCAAGUUUUUGACUCUCUUGGGUGGGUUGCCUUCUGACAAAAUGGAACUCUUCUCAUGUUAGUUUAAUUCAUGGAGAUGACACAGAAAGAGUGGCAAAGACUAGCUAAAGGAUAUUUAAAAUUUAUCAGUGUGUAAAGGUUUGCUCACAAAACUUGUAUUAUAUGGACUUAUGUGUUGGGUAAAAUGUACGAAAAAGUUGAUAAAGUGAAGAUGAAAUCAUUAAUCAAGUUAUUGUGCUUAGAAGAACUGAAUGUCCCCAAAAGAAUCAAGAAUAAAAUGAAAUCAUUAUUGAUCUGUAAUUUUGCCUUUUCUUCAUGAUAGAACAUUUAAUUAGGAUAAAUUCUUUGGCAUCAUCAUUAUCAUCUCUAUAAUAAUUAAUUCUAGCUAUUCAGUGAUAACAUUGCUGGAGCAGGUGGGGAUUUGGGAGUUAAUCUGCAAUGCAAAUGUAUAGUAAUUGUGAAUAUUUUUUGAUAAUUCAAUGGUUUCAUUUUUGUUGUUUCUUUUCUUUUUUUUGAGACGUGAUCUUGCUUGGGUGAUCUUGCUCUGUCACCCAAGCUAGAGUGCAGUGGAGUGAUUCUCGCUCACUGCGUCCUCAACCUCCUAUGUCCAAGCAUUCCUCCCACCUUAGCCUCUCAAAUACCUGGGACCACAGGCCUUUGUCACCAUGCUUGGCUAAUUUAUUUUUAUUAUUUUAUUUUUAUAUAGAUGUAAUCUCCCUAUGUUACCUAGGCUGGUCUUAAACUCCUGGUGUCAAGAAAUCCUCCAGCCUUGUUUUCCCAAAAUGUCGGGAUUAUAGGUGUGAGCCACUGCACCUGGCUGGUUUCAUUUUUUAAAAAGCAAAUUUAUGGAAUCCAAAUUGAAUUUGGUUCCGUGAAGGCAUCGUUAUGCAGAUUUGCAAAUCUUGGUGCAUCAAGACAGGGAGUGGGUGAUAGAAAACUUUCUGGUCUUUGCCUGCUUUGUUGCAUUGCCUACUUUGGCAAACACCACUCACUUUUGAGGCUCUCAUAUAUAUACAAACACACAC
This is a messenger RNA of Callithrix jacchus (white-tufted-ear marmoset), 9487 nucleotides long. NCBI's taxonomy places the organism in Eukaryota, Metazoa, Chordata, Mammalia, Primates, Cebidae. The record is from RefSeq and is a predicted model, not a curated record.